AUGGCUCCUAUUGGAUGUAUUUGCCUGGAUGGUGACGUCCUUCCAGCUUCACCCAAGAUGCCUCGUCCUAUUUAUGGCCUCUUGACGAAGGGGAAAAAGGUUCUAAUUAACGGCAGACGAGGCCAAUACCAAGUCGUAAAAGCAUUGAAGCAGAAUGUCUUUCAGGCUUCGACCGCCACCGCAAGGUUUAUCCUCAAGGCUGUAAAGGCCUUCUCAGAUAUGGAUGGGCAUUUCACUGCCGUGCAUACUGUUUCUAAGGCGGAAUUAUCAAAACCAACAAUCAAACUCGGCGAUCUUGGAGCAAUAAUUCCUUCCGAGGGCUUUGACCACUGUAGACUACAGGGGGUUGAAAUCCGUGCCCCAGAAAUUUGGAAGGGAGCGUUACCUACCCCACCCUGCCAGGUGUGGUCUGUUGGUGUGACUUUAACACAUUUCUUUGCAAAUCGGGUCAUUUUUGGGAACUGGGAUCAAGAUUGUCGUGCUCAGGAGUUUCCCCUUGAAGUGAACAAGUCUGCUUGGGCAAUUGGCAAUAUCAUCAAACUCAUUGGACCCAUAAAACGAGAUGAGGACCCUAAAUACCAAGCUGAAUUUGACCUGGCAGAAAUUUUUGUGAAACACGGCCUUGUCAAAGUUGGAUCUCUUGAAGAAGAGCUAGCCAAAGUCAAUGCUCCAAAGGGUUUUGUUGACUUUAUCCACUAUAUUCUAACUAUCGAAGACAAGACACGACCAACGGCAGAACAAGCACUACAGCAUCCAUGGCUUCAGGGCUUGACGUGA
Molecule: messenger RNA, 777 nt
Organism: Nannizzia gypsea CBS 118893
Lineage: Eukaryota; Fungi; Ascomycota; Eurotiomycetes; Onygenales; Arthrodermataceae
Exons: 6
Coding region: 1-777 (258 amino acids)
Biological process (GO): peptidyl-serine phosphorylation; peptidyl-threonine phosphorylation
Cellular component (GO): cytoplasm
Molecular function (GO): protein serine/threonine kinase activity; ATP binding; protein tyrosine kinase activity
Source: RefSeq, a predicted model, not a curated record